GGAGGCGCUGAGGGGGUUUGGCAGCGGCGGGCGCGUCUCUCCGGUUUCUCCGUGCGCGAUCCCUUCCCUGCCUCCCUCCAGACAACAGGGGUCCGUGAGGGCGGCCAGGGCCGGGCGGAGUCUUCGUGGGGAGGCCCGUGGGAGGCUCCGCGUCUUCUGUGGCCCGAGGGAUGGGGCUGAGCGCUCGAUUCGUUGGGACGGAUUCGUAGUAGAAGCAGGUCGGGCAGCCCCGCUGUUCCCGGAGAAGACUUGGCAAGCGAAGAGACCGGGGCGACGGGCUCUGUUCCCGCGUGUGAUGUUCACUGGAGUCCAGAUCGACUUGCAUUAUGGCAGGAAUAAAACUCAGCAGCGGUUUUCAUGCAGAUACAUUGUAUGAAUAUCUUAUCCUUCAUCAUCCUGGACUUUAGGUUGUUGCACAAUAUUAAAAAUUUUUUGAACCUGACCUUAAAACUCAGUCCUUGUCUCUGGUGUGUUCCAUCUUUUGGGGUGGUUUUUAAAAUAAUUUUAUUAUUAAUUAAAACACUUCUUUAUCGGUCUCAAGGCAGCAUACAACAUUAUUUAUUACAUUUGCAGACCAGCCUUCAUCCAUAGAUUUCAGAGCAGUUCACAACAUAAAAAUAUAGCAGCCACUUUAAAAUCAAUACCAAUAAAGAGGAGAAGGCAGCUGAUAACCCAAGGCAAAAUUAAAGCAGUGUUAGAAACUCAAAUAUAUGAGCUAGAUGCCAUAUGGCUCCUUAAAGCAGGGUUGCAGUCGCCAAAACAGAAUGCCAAGUUGCCACUUUUGGGCCAGAAGGCUCCAAAGUCGUAUUUUACAAUAAGAUUUUUUGAUUCCUGAAAUUCAUUCUGGUUGUGCAGAUAAAGAAGAAGAACAGAAGAAUAAUUUAUUAUUGGCCAAGUACAUUUUCCAACAUACUUGGAAUUUGUUUCGGCUACAUUGCAAUGUAAACAUACACACACUGUUCCACUCACAAUACAAAUAAGCAAAGAAACCCACCCAUAAUUGACCUCCCCUUCAGCUACACAUCUACAAAUUUAACAAUUUAAUGGCACAAGGGGAAAAACUGUUCCUGUGCCUGGCCGAUUUUGUAUAUGAAGACCUGUAGCUCCCAUCAGUGCUGACCAUGCUGGGAUGGGGCUGAUCAGAGUUUGAGACCAAAACAUUGGGUCUCUGCCAAUUCUGCCUCUCUCCUAGAUUACAGUAUUAUCACAUGUUAUGUGCAUUUAACUCGUGUGAUUUCAACCAUACAUAGUUGAAGGCUGGCUGGUUGAAAUUCAACAUGUUAAAUGAAAGCAAAGCAGACAGCUUAAAAGGUUUUUUUGUGCUGGUGAAACCUGGUGCAAAAAGUGCUUUUAAGCUAUCUGCUUCUCUAAGAGGGCAAGGUCCUCUCUGCGCACCAGUUUUGGGAUGCUCUUGCAAGAUCUCGCGGGCCUUUUUGAGUUCCAACAAAAUCUUAUGUGAGCAUCCCUAGCAAGCAAGGCUAGGGAAAGAACUAGAGCUCUUUUCAUGCUGGGAGAACCAGAGAGCACGGGUUAGUAAUGGUUUCCCACCUUAUGACCAAGUCAUGGAAAACACAUUUCUUGAUGUGCAAUUGCAUUGCAGAUGGAAGCUGUGUCUGUGACAAGCAGAAUGCUUACUAACUUGUUAUAGUAUCUGCUGUUGAAGACUGUAAAGGAAUAAUUUGUUUAAAGAACUUCCAUUUUAAGUUAUUUACUGCUACAUUAGUUGAGUGAAUUACCUUUUUAAGAGGCAAAUGUUAGCUUAAAAUGUUGUUUUUCAUUCUUUGAUAGUACACAUGCCAUAGACCAAACAGACUGACUCCAGGUGAACAUGGCCUUCUACAGCUGUAACAUAUUCCUUGCAGUAGCUAGGUCCAGGGGACCUCAUCUUCUUGUACACUCCAUCUGCUCCCCAUUCUCCCCAUCGGUUGUGUUUGCCCAGCUGUUGGAUUCCCACCUUAACCGAGCAUACCUGAAGGACUCGGAGAGCCAGCAGUUGCUCCUCAGUGUGCAGCAGGGCAUUGGGUUACCUCAGUUGCUAACUAAGCCCAUGCGAAUGCUUCACACGUCAGCUUCCUGGCACCAAGAGCUUCAGGACAAAACUCAGCCUAGCCAAAGUACUGUAACAAAGGACACUGAGCUGGCCAAGGUUCCAGUGGACCAAGCAACAGAGACUGCCAAGAUACCGUUACGCCAGAGGAUUAUUGAUGAACUAAAACAUUAUUACAAUGGAUUCCAUCUGCUUUGGAUUGACACAAAAGUUGCUGCUAGGAUGGUGUGGAGGCUGUUACAUGGGCAAGUUCUCACUCGGAGGGAAAGGCGAAGGCUGAUGAGAACCUCUGCUGAUCUUUUCCGGCUGGUUCCCUUUUUGGUGUUCAUCAUUGUGCCCUUCAUGGAAUUCCUCUUACCUGUAUUUCUGAAACUGUUUCCUGAGAUGCUGCCAUCAACCUUUGAAACCGAAUCUAAAAAGGAAGAAAAGCAGAGAAAGAAACUGAGUGCAAAGUUGGAACUAGCCAAAUUCCUGCAGGAGACCAUCGCAGAGCUGGCCAGAAGAAACAAAGCCAGUACUGGAGAAGCCACGAAGCAAUUCUCUUCUUACGUUCAGCAGGUUCGGCAUAGUGGCCAACAGCCCAGCACCCAGGAGAUCGUGCGGUUUUCAAAGCUCUUUGAGGAUGAGCUGACCCUGGAACACUUGGAGCGGCCACAGCUGGUAGUCCUCUGCAAAUUGCUUGAACUGCAGCCCAUUGGCACUAAUAACCUCCUCCGCUUCCAGCUUUUGAUGAAGCUCAGGUCUAUCAAAACAGAUGAUGAAAUGAUUGCCAAGGAAGGUGUCAAUGGCUUGAGCGUGUCUGAGCUGCAAAGUGCCUGCAGGGCCAGAGGAAUGAGGUCCUUGGGCCUCACGGAGGAGCAGCUGAAAGAGCAACUCAAACAGUGGCUAGAUCUGCAUCUUAGAGAAAACGUCCCCCCUUCUCUGCUGCUACUUUCUCGUGCCUUAUAUUUGACAGAGGUGAAGCCCAAGCCUCUUGUGAAUCCAGCUGAGCCUCUGAAGACUGAGGGUGAUGCAGACACAGAUGAUGAGGAUCAUGAGACCUUGUUGGAUUCUGCCCCCAAAGUACAGGAAAGAAAGAGUGAAGAAUUCAUAUUGCAGCCAACAGAGAAAUUAGCAGUUCCUGAGGUGUCAGUCAAGCCUCCUGCAGGAGAGACGAAAAUAGAAGCCUCUCGGAGCAGCAAAGCUAGCGCUAAUGGAGUCUAGCUGUUCUACCAACAAAUAUUUGGGCACUCCAGGAUUAAAAGCUCCUUUCUCUGAAGUUGCAGCUUUUGUAGACUAGCCCCUUUCCCACUCCUUUGAUCUGAUAUGGAUGCUUUUUCUUUGCAUCUAAGCCAGUCUGAAGAGCAUGUUGUAUACACUGCCACUCUCUUCAUUUAUUUUAUUCUGUGUCGUUUAACUUAUUUUUUGUAAAUAUGUACAUAGGCUAUGAUUGGGAGAAGGUGUAACUUAUGCAAUCUUGUCAGAUGUUAAGAUUUGUCUUUCUAAAAUUUUUAGUAAAGCAGUGGUUUGUUAUUAGUUGGGUGGUGUUUUUGUGUGUGCAUGCAAACAGCUGACAAGCAUCAGUACUAUAACAAGUACUUUUCUGUGUGGACAUUACAGUAUAUAAUUUUGGGCUUCCCAACUUAGAGGCUGGCACACCUUGAAUUUGAACUGAUUUACAGGCUGAUCCUAAACAGUUGCAUUUAAGCCAGAGCCACAAUCACAUAAAUUCUUUCGGAGAAGCCUUGCACUUUAAAUGUAUGGUGUGGAAAUGACCUUAGAAGGAAGCUCUGGAUGACUCUCUUCCAAAUAAGCAUGCAUAGGAUUGCAGCUUUACCAUAACUAUUUUAUUUUACAAAGGUGGGGUAGAAUGAAUGAAAAAAAAAAAUACCGGUAAUUCCCAUCCCUCUCUAAGCAACAACAUCUGAUUACUCAAUGGAGAAAAUUCAAAAUGCUGCUUGAACAGUUAUUCCUACUUAGUAUCACCAGAGAGCAGCAGAGUACAACAUUUCUUGGAGGACUCAUCCUUACAAAUCACUGGGAAAAGAUACUAUUUCCUAAGCAGAAGAACGGCGACUGUCACUGAAGGCAGUGAAAACAAACAUCCAGUCCUGAGUCACUCGAUGCAAGAGAGAAGUUCUGGUGAUGUAUGUGGAAUAGUCUGCUGCUUCCCACACCUUAACUGGGAGCUUAAUGCAUCCUUUGCCUGUCUGCUUUUUACACCCCCUCUUGAGAAUCUUCUCUGUCCUCAGCAUUCUAAGGACAACCACUUUGGCUCAUAAAGCUGUUUUGAAACCUAAUUUUUCCAUGUUACUGAGGAAGGUAAAACACAAACAUCUUCACUACUUUUAAGUUUCUUUUGUCAGUUUCUUUGGACUACAAUAAGAGCCCUGCUGGGUCACACCAAAGGCCCAUCUAGGCCAGCAUCAUGUUCUUAAACUGCUUGUAAGCAGGAUAUGAGCCCAACAUCCCUCUCCUUAAUCUUGGCUCACUAGCAACUGAGCUAUACCACCUCCAAUACUCCACCAAGCAUCCCUGCUCACCCAUAUUGGCUCAGAGACUUCUAUCGUUCGCAUGUAAACACCUAGAGACUGUGUUUCUCUCCAAAUCUUGUGGCAUCCAUCUGUCUUGAGAGACAAUGGAGUGUGCCUUGGGGGUGAAGUUAGCAGCACUGAGGUGACCUCCACAGGACGCAAGCCUGGGCAGGGUGAAUGGCACAUAGGCUUUACAGCACAUUAGCCUCUUAGAGUUGCUGUCAUGUCCCCCGGCACUUUUCUUACCUGGCUCUACCUGCUCUCAUUGGGCUAAAUGGUUCACUCUCCUCCCUUAGGGAAGAUUCAUUCUGAACCAGACACUCCGCAGCUCCUUUCAGUUUUCCCACAGACACCAGUUUGAAAACAGAUGGGCAGAGCCCUCCAGCCCCCUCCGGGUGACACUGUGGUCUAAACCACUGAACCUCUUGGGCUUGCUGAUCGGAAGGUUGGCAGUUCAAAUCUCCACGAUGGGUGAGCUCCCAUUGCUCUGUCCCAGCUCCUGCCAACCUAGCAGUUCGAAAGCACGUCAAAGUGCAAGUAGAUAAAUAGGUACCCCUUUGGUGGGAAGGUAAACAAUGUUUCCGUGCGCUCUGGUUUCUGUCACAGUGUUCCGUUGCACCAGAAGCGGUUUAGUCCUGUGGGCCACAUGACCCGGAAAGCUGUCUGUGGACAAAUGCCAGCUCCCUCAGACUGAAAGCGAGAUGAGCGCCGCAACCCCAUAGCCGCCUUUGACUGGACCUAACCUCCUUUACCUUUACCUUAUUUACACCUGGCUGGAGUGGGUGUUAAAUUGUCCCUCCUCCCAGUUCUCCAGACCAAACUUACCCCCCCCUUGUGCCCUUCAAAUGUGCAGACGGGUCACUGCCUUGCCGUAGCAGGCAGCAGAAAGCCCUGAAAUUGGGUGUUCUGAGCCAGCCUGGGAUUCACGGGCUCUUGAGCCAAGAUCACAGCUGCUGCAUACAGCAGGAGGCCCAAUCCAGGACUGAUUUGUCUCUCCCUCCCCCCUACCAUGAGCUGCAGAGCAGUGGGUGCAGUAGCAGCUCCCCACCCCACAAAGCUGCUUCACUUGUGUGUGUGAAAUUUAAUAUUGUGCCUUGAACCUAUUGGUUUUAUAACUGCAUCUUGCAAAGGAAUCAAAGCUCAUCCGAAUGAAGCAUUAUUGAUUGUUUUUCAAAUAAUAUGAUACAAGCAAAAAUCAAUCUAUUUGUCAAAAACUAACCCAAGCCAUAACAAGACAAUUUUAUACGCAUUGAAUAAAUAAAGCAAACAUGAAUUGAAAAAAUAAAUAAAUCAUUAAACCAACUCUAAAUAAAAUGGUUUUGGCAAUUGUUUCGGAGAAGAAGUCGGAGGAGGCUCCUUUCUGGCCUAGAGCCUGUCUACUUUCCCAGGCCCUUUCAGUAAACAUUUGCAAAACUAUCCCUAUGACUGUUGAGCAGAUCAUGAGUUAUCUUAUAAUCUUCCCAGGAGAGGUUUUAACAAGGGAUUUCAUCCUGUAUGCAUAUAUUGUUACAAGACUUGCCAACUCAUUGCUGUGGAUAGGACUAGCACUUAACACGUUUACCAAGAAGCAACGCUGGGACAUCUUUGGGAUUCCUCCAAGGAAGGCUCAUGGUUCAUGCUGGAUAGGAAAUAGUAGGAGAUAUCCUGGCUUAUUUUGAAUGGAAAAUGUGAUUUUCCCCACCCCAGUUAAAGGGAGAGGGCAAAGGUGUGUGCCUGUGUGUGUGUGUGUGUGUGUGUGUGUGUGUGUGUGUGUGUGCGCUUAACUGAGAAAGAGAAGCAUGACAGAGGCAGUAUCUGUGCAAGAAAGAAAGGGUUUGGGUUUGUUUGUUUGUUUGUUUGUGUUGCAAUAUUUUUGAUUGUUUUGAGAUAACAAUAAUAAUUCACAACUACAAACAAACAAUCCAGUCACAGAUAACAAGCUAUUAUCAUUGUAUAUUGAUUUCCAUACUUUAACAAGUACAUUUAACAAUGUUCCACAGAUUUCUGAGCUGCAAUAUACCUCCCUCCACACUGGCUCUUGAGUGCUGGGAGGAAAGAAUUUUUUUUACACCCGCUUGAUAUACCUAUGUAAAGAAGAGAAAGCAGAUUCCAUCGAACCUUCUAUCUUGGAUAGUUCAGUUGUUUAGAGCUUGGUGCAGAUAACGCCAAGGUUGCAGAUUCAAUCCCCACAAGGGACAGCUGCCUAUUCCUGCAUUGCAUGGGGGGGGGGGGAACCAGCCAGGUGAUCCUCGGGGCCCGUUGUUAUUCUCCCAUGUUGCAUAAGGGGCUCUCCAACAAAGCCACGUCCCAUACAUUUUUGCCUAAGAUCUCCAAAGACAGGUAAAAGAAACUGCAGAUUUUAGGGGAUCAGAGAGAGAGGACUAAGAUCGCUGGGGGUCCCCCUCCCCCUUGCCUGGCAGUCUUGCCCUCUGGUGCUAAUGACCCAUCCGGCUAGCCCCGCCAAGCUGGCUUGGCUUGUUAGCAUAACUAAAUCCAGUGGGUUUCCGUAUUUGGCAAAGUUUAAUCAAACCUUGAUUAAUUCUAACAUUUACUAAAUCCAUAAAUUAUAGAAAAGAUCUUGCACCCAAGAAUUUAGGGUAAUCUGCUCCCCACCCCACAAGCCUAUAACAGGAUGUUGCUCUAAUGAAUUGCCUGCCUUCAGUUAGGGAUGGAGGAGGAAUUCAAUUUAGUUUGCAUUUAAAGCCAAACCUACCUAAUUCACACUUUCUGAAACAAUACUGAACUGAAAACAUCCUUCAAAGCUGCUAUCAGUAGAAGGGGAGAUCAAAUACUCUUUCCUGGAAGGACGAGCUUUCUGACUCACAAUAAACUAGAAGGCAAGUUUUGCUUUAUAACUAUUCCCUGGUACCAGCCCUAUUAUUUUAUCUUGCCAUUUUAUUGGUUUUAUGUCGCGAGGCUGUAGGAAGCCAGGCUGGUUUGAGCUCUUCCUCAGUUUUUUUCAAACUGACGAACCCUAUAAGCUAUAACCCAGAAAUCAAGGUACAGUAAUAUUUUAAUUGACUAACAUGAAAACUAAAAAGGGGAAAGGAGUAAAAGGAGAAAACAAUAACAUUAUACUGACGAAUAGUCCUUUUGCCGGAGAUACUAACAACCAUGCAUGCAAUUCAGACCCCCAUCUAACAUUACCAAUAAUCAAUUUUAUAUCUCACACCUCCUAUAAGCAGCAGCAAGGCUGCUGCGACGAACCCAGGACGUUGUCACCAAUUAUUAUGACAGUCCCGGCGUUGUCACAAAAACUUUCGAUGAUCCCACCUAAUAGGUGCGGAUCCCACCCAAAAGCAAUGUGCCUCCCUUUGUAUAACUCUAUCAGAGUGUUGAAGGAAAUAGGUUAUUCCCUAAACAACCCACCUAUCCUUCUUACGCCCCAAAUAAACUGCCUGUUUAAGAUUGGGAUCUGCUAGUAAUUGAAUUGCCGUAACGCGGCUCAGUAUCCUUUCUAACUCCCGACAAGUGUAUCAGAAACCACCUUGUGCUCACUGUAAGGAUUCCCUUUUCAACCUAAGGUUCACCUCCACAGCCUGUUGCUACUUUGUGGUGCCUCCUCCUGGCACUUGUCUUCCCUGGGCUUGACCUUGAGGUUUUAAACUAUUUUCCUGCUCCUCAGGUUUAGUCUAACCACCUCCCUACAGUCACAACCCCUUUGAGUUGGGAUACGUAGCUGGAAUAACUAGGCACAUGCGCUUUUAAUAUAACAUUUAAGAAAGCUUUAUUUAAACUAGAGGACAUUUAAAUGCGUAAUGGUUUCAUGUGUACAGGCUCUGAGAUCAUAUUCUUAGUUUCAUUUAACAAUGGCUAGAUAAUAUAAUUCUAGAAAACUCCUCAGAACACUAAGAUCUCCUACUCCUACCCACACGCUCCCUCGCUCCCUCUCAACUCCCUCUCAACCGAAUUAACUGCCUCCGCCCCUCAGGAAUGGAAUGCGUCAUUUAUCUAGGAGGUUGGGGUUUAACUCUUCACACCCUGGAGUUCUAUUGCCAACCAGACCAAUCCGUCACAGCUGCCAAGAGGAUUUUUAAGUAUUGUGCUUUAAUUUUUUUUUGUUAAAUUCAAAUUAUGGGCCAUGGUAAAUGCCUAAGAGACUCUGAUGAGGCAAUAUCUUCCCCGAGGUGUAAGCAAUUAAAAACUGACUCGCUCCCUUCCAGCGGUGGGAGUUGCCUUGCGAAAUGCAGUUACAUGGUGGAAACCCACAAUUGUUUCAACCCUCUAAUUGCCCUUGAAACAUCACCAAAAGUGGAGGUACUGAACACACCACGGAUUACACACGCUAAAGAAAGUAUUAUUGGUGAUGGAACCUCUUUGAAGGAGGAGUUAGAAGAUGAACAGGGUGACUGUACAGGAUGUGAACAGCUUCAUCUAAUAAUUAGAACUCUACAUUGUAUAUUCAAGAGGAUUGAUGGGUUAUCCUCACAGUUGUAUAAACUCCAACAAAAACUUGAUAUACCAUCAUCGCAGGCAGCUCUAGCCGUGGCAGUAGCUGAUUCAAUGAGUCAGCGAAAUAUCCCCUCCAUUAACAAAGGAAUUGAUAAUUGCAAAUACAAUUUAAAUCCCCUACUGAACCACCAAUCUCUGAUACUGCAGCCAAGGAAAAUAUGCUUAACUAUUUGGGGCGGGGCUCCAAGGUGGCUUACUUUGAGGGGGGUUAAAGAGUACUUAAGCGAGCUCCUAAAUGUUGAGGUAUCGCAAAUAGGCCUAAGUGCAGUGCUCCCUUUAAAC
Messenger RNA from Zootoca vivipara (common lizard), 9273 nucleotides. NCBI's taxonomy places the organism in Eukaryota, Metazoa, Chordata, Lepidosauria, Squamata, Lacertidae. The record is from RefSeq and is a predicted model, not a curated record.